AUGGCUCAAUCUAAGCAUAUAGACAAAGUUCUUGAUAGGCAUCGUGAUGAAACUAUUACAAAUAACCGUUUAAGGUUGAAGACAUCUAUUAAUACUAUUCGAUGGCUUGCAUUUCAAGUAUGUGCAUUUAGAGGUGAUGAUGAAAGUCCUGGAUCUUUGAAUAGGGGGAAUUUUAUUGAGUUAAUUAAGCUUUUAGCUUCCUGUAAUCAGAAUGUUAAUAAUGUUGUCCUUGAAAAUGCUUCUGAAAAUGCUCAAUAUAUAUCUCCCGUUGUUCAAAACCCUUUUGCUUAUUACAUUCAUUGUCUUGCUCAUCGAUUACAAUUAGCACUUGUUUCUGCAGCCAAAGAAGUUUGUUAUGUUCAUCAAUUCUUUUCAAAAUUUACACUAAUUGUGAAUGUUGUGACUAUUUCUCCUAAACGUCAUGAUCAGUUAAGGGUUGCUCAAGCAAAUAAUGUUGCAAACUUAAUUGCCAAUGAUCAAAUUGUGACAGGUAGUGGACUUAAUCAAAUUGGUACUUUGCAAAGAGCUAGGGAUACUAGAUGGGGGUCUCAUUUGAAUUCUGUACGUAACUUGUUAUGCAUGUUUGAUGCUACUUGUGAAGUUCUUGAAAAAAGCACCGAAGAAGACAAUUUCUCCACACGUGGUGAUGCUAGUGCUGCUUAUGAUGCUAUCACAUCCUUUGAAUUUGUCUUUGUUUUGCAUUUGAUGAGAAAUAUUUUGGAAGUUAGUCAUGAUCUUUGUCAAGCUUUGCAACGAAAAAAUCAAGAUAUAUUGAAUGCUUUAACUCUGGUUUCUACUACGAAAACUUUAAUCCAAAGAAUGAGAGAAUCAAGUUGGGAGGCUUUCAUAAAAGAAGUUAUAUUAUUUUGUGAGAAACAUGAAGUUGAAGUUCCUGAUAUGAAUGCAUUGCAUAUUCCUAGAAGAGGCCGAACUCGCAAAAUUGUUGAUCAAAUUUCAGUGGAGCAUCAUUACCGAGUUAAUUUAUUUCUUGCUGUAAUUGAUACACAAUUGCAAGAGCUUAAUGGAAGAUUCAAUGAUAAUAUGGUGGAAUUGCUUACUUUAAGUUCAACUUUAGAUCCCAGAGAUAAUUAUAAGUUCUUCAGUGUCAACAAAGUAUGUGAAUUAGUAGAACGAUUUUAUCCAUGUCACUUCAGUGACCAAGAGAAAUUUCACAUUAGAAUGCAAGCUCAACAUUAUGAACUUGAUGUUCCUAAUCAUGUUGAAUUAACUAACUUGUGCACAAUUUCGGAGUUAUGUCAAGGAUUAACGAAGACAGGAAAGUCUUUAACAUAUCCUUUGAUUGAUCAUUUGAUUCGCUUGACUCAGAAACAAAAUGGAAGAUGA
Molecule: messenger RNA, 1344 nt
Organism: Arachis ipaensis
Lineage: Eukaryota; Viridiplantae; Streptophyta; Magnoliopsida; Fabales; Fabaceae
Source: RefSeq, a predicted model, not a curated record